AAUAACAACAACAACACAACACACACCUACGGAUAUAUAAAACAAAAAGCAAAAGAGAGAAGAAAAGAAAAACGCUUAGUUACCAUGUUGCACAACGACGAUGACAAUGCCGCGCCAACUGCAACAUUAACAACAACAACAACAAAUAUGGCCCCGACUGAAACAACUGGCAAUGGAACGGAGCCAAUAAUUUCAACGCACCUUGCAAAUGCAGAGCCAACAACGGCAACGGGAACAACAACUACAACAGCAACAAUAGAAGCAACUGCCUCCACAGCAGCAACAAUAUGCACAACAGCAACUGACGGUCAACAGGCAGCAGCUCAACCAGCAGCGAUAGCAACAAUGCAGAUGACAGCGACGUCGCAGCCGCUGUCAGCUGUGGCAGAGCGCCCAGAAUUAGCGACAACAGCUGAUGCUGUUGCUGCUGCUGCUGCUGCGGCGGCGGCCGCGGCUGUUGUUGGCGAGUCUUCAACAUUGUCGUUGGAUAACGCAUUCGAUGCUCAGAUGCGUACGCAGCAACGACAAAAAAUAAAAAUUUAUCAUGGCGCUAAACAAAGCGCCGUAUGGCGAACCGAUUCGCUAGCAACCAAUCCAAAUACGGGCUUAAUUAGGAGCGAUAUUGUUGUUGGCAGCGACAACAGUCGAAUUAACAGCGGCUGCGCCACAGCGCCCAGUUUGCUGCAGCGCAAGUUCAGCGAUGGCUCGUUCAGCGGUGCAUCGAUGCCGCGUCGCGUCUCAUUCCCGGAGAGUGAUAAGGAGCUUGUGACGGGCUACCUGGAGCCAGCAAAUCCUUGGGAGCACGUUCGUCAGGUGUGGAGCAUAAAUGAAAUUACGGAUCUGUAUUUGAAGUCAUGUCGCAAGCAUCUAACACAGCCCAUAAAGAACGUCCUAGACCAUUUCAAGGCAUUGGAUCUAAAGCAACCAAGACAGCCGCUGCUCUCGCUCAAAGGCGUACAGCUAACCCCCAACGAUUGUGAGCCACUCGAGGAGAUAUUCAAGCGGAUACAAUACAAAGCAAUUGACCUGUCCGAGUGCCCGCUGACCGAGAGCUGCCUGAGCGCGCUAUGCCAGAUGAUUGAGUACUACGAGGCUGCCAAUGAGCUGGACAUAAGCUACAACAAGGAGCCGAUGACAGUGCGCGGCUGGGGACUCUGCACUUAUAUGGUGCGUCGCAGUCAGGAGCUGCAGCUGCUCAAUGCCGAGGGCAAUCAGAUUUCCAAAGUGGGCGCAGAGAAUUUGGGCGGCGCAUUAAGCAGCUCCAAUCUGCAUACGCUAAAACUGGAGCACUGUGGGCUCAAAGGACCGCCACUGACCAAUUUCUGCUGCAAGCUGUAUCACAACAAGGUGCUCAAGGAGCUGUGGCUGGGCUACAAUGAUUUGGACUGCACGGAUGCGCAGCAUAUUGCGGACAUGCUGCGCUUUAAUCACAGCAUCGAGCUCAUCGAUAUAAGCAACAACAAUGUGCGCGAUGAGGGCGCCAUGUAUCUGGUGCAGGCGCUCAUUUCGCAGGCUGCAGAGCUGGAGCGACGCAGUGGUCUGCCGCUGCAGCGUGCGCGCGCCAUUGAGGAUGAUGAACCAGUAUCGCCCACAGAGCCAGCAGCACCAGCAGCAGCUGCAGCAGCUGCAGUGGAGUGCAUAGCAGAGUCUGCUGUCAAUGCAGCGCCAGCGCUGGUGGAAGUGCCGCCAGUUUGCAGCGCGCCAGAGACAGAGGCAGUGUGCAGCCCUAGCAUAGAGCCAAAUCUACUGCUGGAUGUGGAGAACGAUAUGGAUGAUGAUAAUACGGAGGAUACAGUGCGCACUUUGCGCAAUGGCAAUCAGAAUGCAAGUGGACAGUCGAUGCUGGACAAGCUGCUGUCCAUGAACAGCGACAGCAGCAGCGAGGAGGCGCCCUCGAACAUAUCCACCGAUACGCUGGCUGCCUGCAAUUCCGAGGACAUUAGCGAGAUUAGCAAUGAAGUCUAUGAGGCCAGCAAUAAAGUACAAACCACAACAACAACAACAGCAACAAUAGCAAAUGAAACUGCAGCAGUGGAGACUGGCAGUGAAAAUCUACAGCAACAUGAAGAAGUUAAACCAGAGAAUGGUUCCCCAAAUGAACGCAACUUAUGUGAUAUUACUCCCUCAACAGAGGCUAAAAACGUUGAAACCCCCGAAACCUGUGUACAGAAUAACAAUAAUGCCCACAACAAUACUAACAACAUUAACAACAACAAUAACAACAACAACAACAACAAUAAUCUGCAUGCAGCUGCUGCUGCAGUGGAGGAAGCAGCAGUCGCCGCCGCCACUCCGCCAGCUGAGCCUGCUGCCGCCAUUUAUGAAGUGACCGCUGAGGAGAGCGACUGCAUCAAUGCAGCGGGCGCUGCCAGCAGACCGCUGGACAUGAACAAGAACGCCAAGGCGAUUGGCGAUGAUUUCGAGGAUACACACAGCAUGGAUUCGGCUUUUGAGAGCGCUUCCGAGGGCGAUAUAAGUCGCCAUCUGCCCGAUGAGUUUAGUCGCUUGUCUGUGUCGUUGGAGAGCACACGUCUGGAUGAUAUGCCCAAGGAAAUGGCCAUUGAAACAGGCACCAUAGCCAGCGAGUCCACCGAGUGUCUGCUAGUGGCCGAUGAGGCAAAUGCAAUGAGCUCUACUCCCACGCCGGAGCCGCUGGUGCCCAAGGUAACAAUUGCGGCGGAUUGUCUAACUGCUGUUAAGGACAAAGAGCUUAGCAGCAGUCCCUGUGCUAGUCCCACGCCCACACCACCGCCGCCCUCCACCUCGCCGGGCGGCGUUAGCAGCGGCUUGCGACGCACCGAGUCCAGCUGCGCGUAUCUGAAUCAAAGCACACGCAAUCACUCGCAGAGCUCGGAGAGUCUGUGCAGCGAUAACUCGCUGGAUGGCAACAGCAGCAGCGUCGCCGAUCCGCAGCUGGCCGAGAAGCUAACCAAGAAUGACACGCUGUCGCGGCGCCAGCUGGUGGAUGCCACAUUGGAGGCAGCCAAUCGUGCGCCCAGCGGCCUGAAGGCGCUCACGCUCUGGAGCAAUAAUCUGACCAAAAACUGCGGUCCCUGCAUUGCCGAGUUACUUGCGCGCAGCAAUUCGCUGGAGCUGCUCAACAUUGGCAAGAACUGUUUGUCCAACGAGUUUGUGGGCAGCAUCAAGGAUAGUUUGACCAAAAAUAAUACGCUCACCACGCUGGGAUUGCAGAGCGCGCAUCUUAGCGCCAAGGGCAUCGAGACGCUUGCCUCCAUUCUCACCUUUGGGGGCAACAGCAAGCUGCAGCGCAUUGACAUACGUGACAAUAAACUAGAGGUGGAAAGUCUGAACAUAAUCGCUGAGGUGCUCAAGUCCAACAAGACCAUUACCCAAAUCGAUAUCAAUGAUGAGCCCAAACGUCUAACGUUGCCCAUUGUGCCGAUAGUACAUAUAGAACCGCCUACGCCAAUGCCACAGGACAGCAUUGGCAGCGAUGCGCAUCUGGACUAUACGCGUGUGCUGGCCACUGUGCGCUCCAUGUGCUCGCGCAAUGAGCAAAUGCAGGCGCAGGAGCUGGAGGCGGCCAAUGUGGGUAGUAACAAUGCCGGCGGUGGCGGCAUCGGCGGCAGCAGCAGCGGCGGCGGCAACAGCGCCAACAUGAACGGCAACAGCAGCGGCAUGCUCAAUCGUGUACGCAGCGGUUACUACUUGGGCUCGCGGAAGAUAUCGCUCACAUGCCACAGUCGACCGCUGGUUGAUCCGGCAACGGGCACUGUCUCCGCUGCACAUGCAGUAACCGCCCUGCCCACGCCCGCUGCCAAGCUGGAGAUUAAACGCAAGACCAAUGCGCGCCUGCGUUCGCCUGGUCCCAGUCCGCCAACGAUAUCGCCCUCAUCGUCGCCCAAUCGCAGUCGUUUUCAUGUGUCGCGCGUCAAUGAAGUGGCCAGUCCAUUAACCUCGCCGCUGGCAGCGUUGCCACCAGCGCCGCCACAGCAGCAGACGCCAGCCAGAUACACCAGCAGCUGCAUGUCCAUACCGACUGGCGGUGGCGGCGGCGCUGCUGCUGCUGUUGCUGGCAGUCAGAGCAGCCUGCUGAGUGCCAUGCCCACGUCGAGCUCACUGCCCUCCAUGGCAACGGCUACUUCAUCCACGCAAACUAUUAAACGCUUAUCGGUAUCGCCGCGUUCGCGUUUCCAUGUCUCGCGCAUCUACGAGGAUCAGCAGGUGCCGCUCUGCAGCCGCCAGUUACCGCCCAUUACGCCACAUACGCCACCCAUCAAUCUGCCGCCCACGCCAAUGCUCAAAUCAGCACGCAAAGCAGCCGCCGAAGCUGCUGAAAUGGAGGCAGUAACAGCUGCUGCUGUCGCUGCUAAAACAACAUUGCCUAUCAGCAGUGUAAUCAUUGUGGAGCCACCAGCAGCAGCACCAAUACCACCGCCCCAAGUCGUUGAGAGUGACAGCCUCGACUACGCACAACAACAAGAGCAGCAGCAACAGCAGCAACAACAAAGUACAAAUGUUGGCUUGACCAUGUCGCCACAGAAACUAUCGCCCAGCACCAAUUCAUCCAGCUCAUGCAGCACCUCUCCCAUAUCCAGUGCCACCAAUAGCAGCAGCAGCAGCUGCUCCAGCACUAUCAGUUCCACCUCCAAUGACAGCUCAAGCAUCGCUCAGCAAGCCACAGCACCACCUACCAAAACUUGUCCCUUAGCCUUUUUUGGUGACAAUGAUAUAACGCUAACCAAAGAGUCUGCCGCUGGCGUCAUGGCAUUAACGGAUGCGCAGCCAACAGCAACACGCGCACGCAAAUCCUCCUGGAUAGCAAAUCCAACGACUGUGGACAAGCUGCUCACACUGUUCAAUCCGAGCAUUUUCCAGCGCAGCAGCUCACCGGACUUGAAAGCCGCCAAUACAAACAACGCACAGUCUACUACCACAACGAGCGAUGGCACAAACGUGGCUCUGCGUAAGACUACGCCACCGGCUAAAUUCAAUGACAACACGGCAGCAAAACCAGCAGCACAGCAACUGGCCACGGCGAGUGUUGCUUCUGGAACGUUUGUUGACACAGCGCGGCAGCUGCGCGACUUUAGCAAGCAAGUGUUUCGACAGAAUCUAUCCUUCAACAACAGCGUAGGAGGCAGCGGCGGUGGCGGCGGCGAAGGUUUGGCCAGCGCUACUGUGUCAACUGUGCAGGAUGGCAGCGCAACAGGAGCAGCAACUGUAACGUCAAGCAGCAACUUGGGCGAAUCGCCCACGCACAGCGAAUGCAAUGCAGCGCAUAUGCCGCUGAGCCUAAAGCGUGAGCUCAAGGAGAACAUAUCGCCGGAGCAUACCAUAAAUGAGGAGACGCUGCACACGCUGCAGAAACUCUCGCGUGUCGAGGAUGUAACGCUCAAGGCGGAGGCCAAUACCGAGCUGGAUGACAUUGAGAUAGUUAUGCACAGCGAGCUGGCCGAGUGUAUGCCAGAGGCAGAGACACAAUCGCAGUCGCAGUCGCAGUCGCCGGCACAGUCACAGGAUGGAGGAACGCAAGUUUAGGCUUAAGUGAUGUGUGUUAGCAAUUUGACAAUGUUGAGCGGCAAGACAGUAACACCCACCCAACACCACCCACCAGCAGCCAACUAACUCAGCAUUCCCCACGUAGUGCAGCACAGCACACAAAGUCACAUACUCUCUAUUUAGCUUGCUCUAGCAAAAAACUUAUCAACAGUCCCACUGAAAAUAUAAUAAUGGGCUACACCAGCACACACAAAAGUACACACACACACUAACACACAAAAUUUGUUUCAACACAUUAUUAUAAUUAUUUUUGUUUAAACUCUUAUUAAGUUUUAACGCAUAACUAUGCAAAUAUAUAUUUUAACAAUGAAACACACCUAAUUAAGGCCAGCUAACUAGGCUAAUACACACACACACACACACAUGUACACAGAUUGUGAAUUAAUAUUUGGGCAAAUUGUGUUGUUAAAAAUUCAAAGCAGAAUAUAUUGCAAUUGGCAUUUGAAAAGUUGUAUGUGCAAUUAGAAAUCAUGUACUUAAAGCAAAUUGUAAAUCUUAUUUUUGUUUACUUAAUGCCAUAGAUAAUUUUUAACUGCGCUUAGCUUGGCAAGUUUGUAACGCAAUUAUGCUUCACUAAUAUGUACAGACACACAUACAUACAUAUAAAUAUAUAUAUAUUUAUAAAUAUAUUGAUUGUAUAUUAAUACCCACCAGUCAAACUGUAGGCAAUGUUAAGUUCAAAUGAUAACGUGCAAAUAUUCGUACAUUCUUACACACAAGAAACAAAAGCUAAAAACAAAACCCAAAAUAAGUCCAAUUGAUCUCAUUAUGUGAUAUUUGUUGUAGUUGCCCCCCAGAGCGUUUACUGUAUUCAAAGCGUAGCACGCUCUAAGCGAGGCAAACUCAAAACCCCAAGCGCAAACAAAAACAUUCAAUAUAUAUAUACACACACACACAAAACACACACACAUAUAGUUUAUACUAUAUGUUCAUAUUCUUAAGGCAUAACACUGCUUACAAUUGUUUGCUAAGCGCAGCUGCAACUUUUCAUUUGGCCAAUUGAUUAUCUGAUAAAUUUAAAAAUUAAACUAUAACAUAUACAUAUGCAAGCAUAAAACAUACAUAAAUCUAUACAAAUAUAUAAACUUAGCAUUAUGUGAA
Drosophila busckii is the source of this 6624-nucleotide messenger RNA. RefSeq lists its product as uncharacterized. The record is from RefSeq and is a predicted model, not a curated record. Lineage: Eukaryota; Metazoa; Arthropoda; Insecta; Diptera; Drosophilidae.